Messenger RNA from Effrenium voratum, 1303 nucleotides. Lineage: Eukaryota; Dinophyceae; Suessiales; Symbiodiniaceae. The record is from the annotation of a GenBank genome assembly.
CUCAUAGCGAAGAACCCAUUGGAGUGUGUUGAUUGGCACCUCCCUUGCUAUGCGGUGCGACAUGGUGGGAACUGUCAGCUGAUGCUGCCCACAUUGCAUGCCGCGAAGUCUUUUCUGGCUUGCAGCGUGUGCGGUCUGCGUAGGCCAUGCAGUGUCACGGCGAGUGCAUUUCUACACCUUCUCUGACACUAUACCGCACCCGGGCCUUUGUGCUCUCGCUGAGGCAGCCUUUGAGCUGGGCCACGGGCUGCGGGUCAUUGGCCUCAGCAAGCGGCCUGGCUACAUCCUCAUCCACAGUCAUUCACCCACCCUCAAGUUCCUGAUGCUCCAGGAGGUCCUGGAGUAUGAGUUGAGCAAGGGAAGAAUCGCUGAGGAUGACAUAGUCAUAUUCUCUGAUGGUCACGAUGUUCUGCUGCAGCAGCCGCUUCUGGAGAUCCUGGCAGCCUACAGCCGUUGGCCUGGCUCGCCAUACCUCAUCUCUGGGGAGCGAAACUGCUGGCCUUGGCCUCACAGCGACCCCUCCCACGGCAGCUGGGACUUGACCGACAAGGCUGCCAUGAACCAGUCCUGGAUCAUCAACCGAUGGAUCAGGUUCACAGCCCAUGACUUCUGCCGAAUGAUCCGGGCGGACGGCCCAUAUCCGUUUCCCAACAUCGGUCUGUCCAUGGGGCCGGUGAAGCGAGUCAUUGAGGUUCUGAAGAGGAACAACAAGAUUGUGCUGGAAGAGGAUGUCAAUGAUCAGGGUGCCAUGUGGUUGGUCAUUCUGCGCCAUGCAGUGGAAUUGAACAUCCAGAUUGACCAGCAUGCAGAGGUGUUCCUCAACAUGCUUGAGUACAAGAAGGGUGAGCUGGAACGGGAGCCGUGCGACAAACACUGGUUCCGGGGGCCGAGGGCUGCAGGGCCUCCCAGAAACCUGCUCACCAACACCACCCCGGGCUUGCUGCACUUCAAUGGACCCUCCCACGAGGACGGUGUGUGGCCGAGCUGCUACCACACCAUCAACGGCCAGUUCAGGCAGACGGGCAAGGGCCACGCAUUCUACGACGUGGACCAUGAUAUCCUGGUUGCAACAGAUCACAUUUGCGACUACAGCUUCUACAACAUCCACAACUUCCAUGCGCAUCCGCUGAGUGGUCACACUCUCGAGUUCUUGGAGGGCUUCUACAAGCUGCCGGUGGAUCCGGGGCUCCUAGCCUGGCGAGGCAGCGCCUCCGCAGUGGACGCGGUGCGCCUGGGCCGGGAGGCGGACCUGCACACUCAGUCGCCUUUGCUGCACAAGGCCAUCAACGUGUAGAGCGGAGCA